This is a messenger RNA of Rosa rugosa (rugosa rose), 2314 nucleotides long. RefSeq names its product UDP-glucose flavonoid 3-O-glucosyltransferase 7-like. NCBI's taxonomy places the organism in Eukaryota, Viridiplantae, Streptophyta, Magnoliopsida, Rosales, Rosaceae. The record is from RefSeq and is a predicted model, not a curated record. Gene Ontology annotation, molecular function: UDP-glycosyltransferase activity. The transcript has a single exon. Bases 351 to 1820 code for a protein of 489 amino acids.
UGUGUACAUGUUAGAUGGAGUCAAAAUAAGAUAACUCUGAUGUUAAAAAUAAGAUAACUCUGAUGUUAACUCUGAUGGUCCAAUGGCAAAACCUUGAGUUAAAAAUGUUUUAUGUUCGUCUAUUACUCAAUGAUUUUCAGCUUUCCAACGGUAUAUUGCAGUCCUAAACUUGUUUCUGUUCGUAGACAACAAAACAUAAGAACAAAGCCUUGGCUCCAAAAGCUGCUGUCUUACCAAACCGAAUCAUUCGUUGUUAUAAUCUCUCUUUCUGAUCGAUCAUUUAUACUUCAUCAUCAUUAUCAUUCUGUGUACCUGCAUUCCAAAAGCUACUGCAACCCUAGAAACUCCCCAUGGAAACUAAAUCCCAUCAGCAGCUUCACAUUUUCUUCUUUCCUUUUAUGGCUCAAGGACACAGCGUACCUGCCAUAGAGAUAGCCAAACAAUUUGCGUCUUACUCAGUAAAAUGCACCAUAAUAACCACGCCUCUCAAUGCACCACAAUUUUCCAAAGCGACCCAAAGAAGGAAAAUAUUGGGGUUUGAUUAUGAAAUCGAACUUCUACUCCUGAAGUUCCCCUCUGUUGAGGCUGGGUUGCCACAAGAAUGUGAGAGUUUUAGCUUGGCUACGACACAAGAGAUGGAGCUAAAAUUCUUCAAGGCCGUCACUUUGCUUCAACCACAACUUGAGCAGAUUUUGGACCAACACCGUCCUCAUUGUCUCGUUGCUGAUGCCUUGUUUCCUUGGGCUACAAAUGUUGCUGCAAAAUUUGGAAUUCCAAGCCUUCUCUUUCAUGGAACCGGUUUUUUCUCCUUGUGUGCUUCAAUGAGUAUGAUAAUACAUCAACCUCACUUGAAGUUGUCAUCUGAUUCAGAGUCUUUUUCCAUUCCUAAUUUCCCAUUUGAGAUGAAGAUGACAGGAAGCCAAAUACCAGCUUAUUUAAAGCUGAAUAUUGAAAAUGAAUUCACCAAGUUGUUUAAAUUAUCCAAGGACGCUGAGGAAAGGAGCUAUGGGGUUAUUGUUAACAGCUUCUAUGAACUUGAACCAGAUUAUGCAGAUCACUAUAGGAAGAUGUUUGGGAGGAAGACAUGGCAUAUAGGCCCGGUGUCACUGUACAACAAGGCAGCCGAAGAUAAAGUAGAGAGGGGAUGCAUGGAAAGUUCCAUUGAGGAAGUGCACCAGUGCUUAUAUUGGCUUAAUUCUAAGAAACCCAAGACAGUUGUUUAUGCAUGUUUUGGAAGCCUGACCAAUUUCAGUGAUUCUCAGCUUCUGGAAAUUGCAGUGGGGCUAGAGGCUAGCGGGCAAGAGUUCAUUUGGGUUGUGAAGAAAGAAGAGAAAGAUAAAGAAGAGUGGUUGCCUGAAGGGUUUGAGCAGAGAAUGGAAGGUAAGGGACUCAUUAUAAGAGGCUGGGCUCCCCAAGUGCUGAUUCUUGAGCAUGAAGCAGUUGGAGGCUUUGUGACUCAUUGUGGGUGGAACUCAAUCCUUGAAGGAGUGUCUGUUGGUGUGCCAAUGAUCACAUGGCCAGUCUCGGCUGAGCAGAUUUUUAAUGAAAAGUUGGUGACUGAGAUACUUAGAACUGGUGUUGCUGUUGGUGCUCAGCAAUGGGGUACAGUUGCAGAUGAAAGUGUGAAGAUGGAGGCUAGUGUAAAGAGGGAGGCAAUAGAAGAGGCUGUGAGUCAAAUGAUGGUGGGGGAUGAAGCAUUGGCAAUGAGAAGCAGAGCUAAAGAGCUAGGAAAGAUGGCAAGGAGGGCAGUUGAAGAAGGCGGUUCAUCAUUCAAGGAUUUAAGUGCUCUAAUUUCUGAGUUGAGGUCCCUUUCGUCUUGAUUCUUUUAAAGCUUUGCAAAAGCUUCAAGAGGAAAUUCUCCACUACUAAUUUAAAUCAGGAGCACCUACAGGCGUUCAAAUGUUGUAGCAAGUACUAAGCCAAAGAAAUGUAAUGGAAUGAAAUGGUUGUAAUAGACUAAUAGGUUGCAGAAGACUCUAUGAAACGAAAUGGUUGUACCAUUGUACCAAGUGAAAAGCAUUGCAAUGGAAUGACGAAUGGUUAACAGAAGAGUCUAUGGAAUUAUCAUUGGAGAAAUCUAGUUCUCAUUGUUUGGAGGAAAUAGGUUGCAGAAAAUAUAACAUAAGGAAGCCAAACCUCUCUUCCUCUCUUUUCAUCGGAAACAAUAUAGGUAGGGGUCAGAUUGAACUUGGAUAUACCUGAAGACUGAGCAGUCCCAAACCAGAUGAAGAUUACUGCAAUAUCUACUUAGUGUGCAGCAAAUAAUGGCUGAAGAGCUUUGGUACUAUAUCAACAGUGGCUCACUCCACAAAGC